UAAAUCUCACGGCAAAUCCCUUUAGCUGACUUGGCUUGACUGAUCUUUGCGGGAGGUUUCAGGAAAUGCAGCAGGUGGAGGAGCGGGAGGAGUCAGCUGCGGAGUGCCGUGAGUGUCUGUGGACCUCCACGGAGACCUACUGUCAGGUGUACCGGGGGUGGGGGGCAGGUGCUGCCGCCCGCGGUCACCUUUGACACGUCUGACCCCCGUGUAUGUUUUUGUUAGCUUCCCUGGUUAGCUCAAGACGGAGCGUCUUGGAGUCGGACACGACAGCAACCGCUGCCUUCCUGAACACCGUCAAGUGCAGCCAUGGAUGACAACGACGCCAACGUAAAGGUCGCGGUUCGAGUGCGACCCAUGAACAGGAGAGAAAAAGACCUAAAAACAAAGUGUGUGGUGCAAAUGGACGGAAACCAGACAAUUCUGCAUCCAGCCAUGACUAAUCUGAAUCAAGGAGAUCCUCGGAAUCAACCAAAGGUUUUUGCGUUUGAUCACUGUUUUUGGUCCAUGGAUGAAUCCCAAAAAGAGGAGUUUGCAGGUCAGGACGUGGUGUUCCAGUGCCUUGGAGAGAGUCUGUUGGACAACGCCUUCAUGGGCUAUAACGCCUGCAUCUUUGCCUAUGGACAAACCGGUUCUGGGAAGUCGUACACCAUGAUGGGCUCCAGCGAACAGCCCGGCCUGAUCCCUCGCCUCUGCAGCUCCCUGUUCAGCCGGACUGUAAAGGAGGCCCGCGAAGGAGAAACCUUCACCGUGGAAGUGUCCUACAUGGAGAUCUACAACGAGAAAGUCCGGGACCUGCUUGACCCCAAAGGGAAUAGACAGACACUGAAAGUGAGGGAGCACAGCGUUCUGGGGCCUUACGUUGACGGUUUGUCUCGGCUGGCUGUGACUAGCUACAAAGAUAUAGAAUCUCUGAUGUCUGAGGGCAACAAGUCUCGCACGGUUGCAGCGACAAACAUGAACGAGGAGAGCAGCAGGUCACACGCCGUGUUCAUCAUCAUCCUCACACACACCCUCAUGGACCUGCGCUCCGGGACGAGCGGGGAGAAGGUCAGCAAGCUGAGCCUGGUGGAUCUUGCCGGAAGUGAGCGAGCUGCAAAGACCGGUGCAGCAGGGGAGAGGCUGAAAGAAGGCAGCAACAUCAACAAGUCUCUCAGCACACUGGGUUUAGUUAUCUCCGCCUUGGCGGAUCACGGAGCAGGAAAGAACAAGAGCAAGUUUGUUCCUUACAGAGACUCUGUGCUCACCUGGCUGCUCAAGGACAGCCUUGGAGGAAAUAGUCGGACCGCCAUGGUUGCCACGAUCAGCCCAGCGGCGGACAACUACGACGAAACGCUUUCCACCCUGCGUUACGCCGACAGGGCCAAGAACAUCAUCAACCAUGCUGUGGUGAACGAAGACCCCAACGCCAGAAUCAUCCGGGAACUCCGAGAGGAAGUGGAGAAACUGAGGGAGCAGCUGACUGUAGCUGAGUCGAUGAAGGCUCCUGAGCUGAAGGACCGCCUGGAGGAGUCUGAAAAACUCAUUCAGGAAAUGACCGUCACCUGGGAGGAGAAACUCAGGAAUACUGAAGCUGUUGCACAGGAGCGGCAGAAGCAGCUGGAGAGCCUUGGCAUCUCGCUCCAGUCAUCAGGCAUCAGAGUUGUGGACGACAAGUGCUUCCUGGUCAACCUCAAUGCUGAUCCAGCCCUGAAUGAACUCCUGGUCUACUAUCUAAAAGAGCACACGCGUGUGGGCUCAGCCGACUCGCAGGACAUCCAGCUGUGUGGGAUGGCCAUUCACGCUGAGCACUGUGUCAUCGACAUCACAGAGAACAACGGCGUGAUGCUUACUCCUCACCGCAACGCUCGGACAUGGUUAAAUGGCGUUGCAGUCAGCAGUCCGGUGCAGCUUAACCACGGGGACCGGAUCCUGUGGGGAAACAACCACUUCUUUAGGAUCAGCUUGCCCAGGCAUCUGGCCCAAACGGGGAAAGAGGACGAGGCUGGAGCAGCACUAAAGACCUGUCUGAGCACUGAUCAGCUGGAGCUGGAUGUGGAUGCGCUCAGCGACGUGUCGAGUGAACGGAGCUUCGGCUUCGAGUUUGCCCAGAGGGAGGUCAUGAUGAAAGGCAUGGGCAGCAAUGACCCCUUACAAUCAGUGUUGCAGACUUUGGAAAGGCAGCACGAGGAAGAGAAACGCACCGCCCUGGAACGCCAGAGGCUGUUGUACGAGCAUGAGCUCCAGCAGCUCCGUCAGCAGCUCACCCCUGACAAAUCCCCCAACUUUCGGGAUGCAUCAGGGCUCCCUGUUGGUGCGUCUGCAUCUAUGACAUCAUUCGGCCCUCAGAAGCGCAUGCGGCGCUGGAGUGAAGACAGAGAGGCCAUGAUGACUCGCAGCCUUCUGCGUCUGAGAGAGCAGAUCGUUCGGGCCAAACAGUUGGCCCAAGAGGCCAGCUUUAUUGCUGAGGAGCUCAACAGAAAGACAGAGUAUCAGGUCACUCUGCAGAUCCCUGCAGCCAACUUAGAUGCCAACAGGAAGAGAAAUGCCGUUCUAAGCGAACCGGCCAUCCAGGUCCGGCGUAAAAGCAGAGGAAUGCAGAUCUGGGCUCUGGAGAAGCUGGAGAACCGCCUGGUGGACAUGAGGGAGCUGUAUCAAGAGUGGAAGGACUGCGAUGAAGAUAAUUCUGUGAUGCGGUCUUAUUUCAAACGGGCCGACCCGUUCUUCGACGAGCAAGAGAACCACAGUCUGAUUGGAGUGGCCAACGUUUUCCUGGCUUGCUUGUUCUAUGACGUCAAGCUGCAGUAUGCAGUGCCCAUCAUCAACCAGACAGGAGAGGUGGCCGGACGUCUGCAUGUUCAGGUUUGGAGAGGCAGAGAGGACGAAGGUCCUGGACAUGUUGAUGAUCUGCUGAGCAGCACUAACGGAGACUCUCAGGAGCGCAAACUGAACUGUGUGGUGAAAAUCCUCCAGGCCACAGGUCUUCCUCGCCACCUCUCCAACUUUGUCUUCUGUCAGUAUCAUUUCUGGGGGCAGGAGGAGCCUGUGUUCACCGUCCCCGAGGUGACGCCGUCCAGCUCAUCCUCGGCAACAGCAGCUUCCAAAGACCCUCAGUGCAAUGUGGUCUUUGACUCUGCCAAGGAGUUUUCUCUUCCAGUGUCGGAGGACUUUGUGGAGUUUUUGGCUGAGGGGUCGGUGGCUAUUGGAGUGUAUGGCCACAAACAGGCCAACUACCGCAGGAACCUGGCACUCUGGGAUCUGGGAGUGAUCCAAGCCAAGACCAGAUCCCUCAGAGAGAGGUGGAGCGAGGUGACCCGGCAUCUGGAGCUGUGGGUGCAGCUGAUGGAGCUGACUGAGGCGGGGGAGUUCACUCCUGUAGAAGUUCUUCCUGCUGGUGAUGUCCGCACAGGAGGGAUCUUUCAGCUCAAACAGGGUCAGUCCCGACGCAUUCGGGUGGGGCUGCAUUCGGUACCAGACUCGGGCACCAUGCCUCUCAUCACAGCCUCCAUCCUGUCUGUGUCUGUCGGGGAUAUAAGAGUUCAACAAGUGCGUCACGUCAAAAGUAGACCACAGUUGGAUGAAGACAUGGACAGCUAUCAGGAGGUGGACCUGGAGAGGAUGAGACAACAUUGGCUGGACAUGAUCACUCAGAGGCAGGAGUAUCUGGACCAGCAGCUGCAGAAGACGGUCUCCAAACCAGACAAGUCUGAGGAGGACGUUGAGAGGGAAUCCCAGCUGUUGGAGUGUCGUCUGACCCUCACUGAGGAACGAAACGCUGUUCUGGUGCCGAUGGCUGGCAGCGGCAUCCCCGGGGCGCCAGUUCAAAGACUUCCUGUUCCAGGGAUGGAAACUCACGUUCCUGUGCUAUUCUUGGAUCUCAGUGCUGAUGAUUUCCAGUCCAGUUUGUCGGAUCCGCUGACCGGAGGGCUCGAUGCGUUACUUAAUGGGGAAGAUGAUGAUGACUUCAUUGAACUGCAGAUUGUUAAACACUAUGACCCAGAGGUGAAGGUGGAAGCAUCCUGGGACUCCACAAUUCACGACUGCCCCCAGCUAAGCCGAGCGGGCUCCGCUGACCAGAGGGUGUACCUGACCGUCCGCACCGUGGUGCAGCUGAGCCACCCGGCCCACAUGCAGCUGCUCCUCAGGAAGCGCAUUUGUGUGAACGUCACAGGGAAGCAGGGUUUCGCCCAGAGCUUGCUGAAGAGGAUGUCUCAUCGCAGUCCCAUCUCCGCCUGUGGUGUCACCUUUGAAAUUGUUUCCAACAUCCCAGGUGACUUCCAUGGUCCAGAAGACAGGGAAAUGCUGGCCCGGCUGGCUGCCAGCGCCGAGGACGACCAGUCGGCUGACAGCGACGCAGCCAUAGAAAAAUACCUACGCAGCGUGUUAAGUGUGGAAAACAUCCUCACUUUGGACAGACUCAGACAGGAAGUGGCUGUGAGGGAACAACUGUCAGUCAGAGGAAAAGCUGCUGGGAGUCACCUGAGCUCUCCAGACGUCCACCGGCUGUGUAGCAGCAAUCUGGAUCUCCGCACCUCUACUUAUAAAAUCCCUAACUUGAAGGCCUGGGAGAGCCAUCAAGACCUUUGUGGACCUCCUUCAUCCAGACGCACAAACACAGAGACAAUGACGGCUGUACCCAGGCUGCUGAAGUCCUGGCUUCCUGGUGGGAAGGAUGAUGGUGGAGAUCAGACCUCCGCCCAUCAGCAGAGUUUGCCUCGCAUCGUGGUGCAGUCGCCCAGCGUGGAGGAGGACCUGAGCAACCGCCAGCAGCAGCCAGUUCCCGUCAAAGAAUCAGUCCCCGCUGACGCCCCAAUGGAGAUCCAAGGAUCUGUCCCCCUCCCACCUCCCAUAGUCCCAGAGGUGGACGACCUCUCCUCCUGCCUGGUGAACGACAGCGGCUACAUGUCGACCAGUGUUUCCACGGCGACGCUGUCAGACGUCUACACUCUGAGCUGGGACCUGCCUUCCUCCUCCGGAAAGGUUGGGGACUUCGAGGAGGAGCCAGGUGAAGAGGAGGUGGAAAAUGAGAUGAAGAAGCUCCCAGAAGGUCCAGCAGAGCCCGGGGAGUCACAAGCAGGCCGUAGCAACGAGACGGAAGAGGAAGAAGAGACAAGCGCGAAGAGUAGUCAAGAAGUCCAGGUGACAGAUGAGGUGAAAGAUGUAGCUUCAGAAACUGACGAAAAUAGCAGCUUAACAGAUCAGGCCGCUUCAGAGCAGUUUGAUCAUGUAGAGCAGCUCAAAGAACCAGAGCUGCUAGAACAGACGCACCACUCUGAACCAGAACAUCAAGAGGUGGAGGCUGCAGACCAACACAGUGAAACUCAGCAGGAGCCUAACCAAGAAGAGGCCGUUUCCGACAGCGCUGUUCCUCAAGAGGCCUCAGCUGUGCCUGAAGGCUCAACUCUACACCCAGAUCUUCCUCAGUCUCCACCUGAAGGACAAUUGAAGCUCGAUACCUCCAGCCCAAGCAACAUCUCCCUCCUGCCUUCGGCCUCAGAGGAGGUAGCAUUCUCUGAUUCUUUUGCCAAAACUGAUCCUACUCAGUCUACAAAAGCUGCCUCAUCAGCAGCCAACCCCUUCAAGAUCCAGAAAGUCAAGUCUUCAGACCUCAAGUCCUUCCAGCAGAUGGUGGGUGAAGAGGUGGGUACGCUUGCACAGGUGAACCGGGCCACCAGCUUGGGGACCGGACUGAACCUCUCAGUCCCAACAACCAAUCUGGAAAUAAUCUCCGACUCGGACGAGGGAGAUGAAGAUGCUUGUGUCGCUCUUCCUGAUUGGUUGAAGGAAGGAGAGUUUGUGACUGUUGGGACCAAUAAGAGCGGGACUGUGCGAUACGUCGGACCCACAGAUUUUGCCAAGGGGACCUGGAUCGGAGUUGAACUUGAGGUACCAGCAGGGAAGAACGACGGCUCUGUGGGUGGGAAGCAGUACUUCCGCUGCAACCCAGGUUACGGCGUGCUGGUAAGGCCUGACAGGGUAACCCGGGGCAGAGCCAAGCCCCGUCGCCAGCAGCAGAAACGCAGCAGCACCGGCCUCUCGGGGUCCAACCCCAACCUGACUUCCCUUACGGUGCUGGCUAAAGGUGAGGCUGUGGCGCCGGGACGCAAGAAGGGGGAGAAUCGCAAAUCAUGGAACACUUGACAGGCGUCGUUCGGUUCUGGACUCAAAGACUUCUUUAUUUAAAAGCAUCUUUUCCACAUUGAAAGCUUCAGAAAACGUUUUUAAUGGACGUGGGAGAAAACAUUUCCUUACUUUUAACUUAAAAAUCAGAUUGUAUUUAUUCCAGUCAUUGAAAGACGAAGCUUCAAACUACAGAUGGAGGUUUUUUUUUUAUGGCCUAAACAUUAAGUAUUUCUUUCACUAAUGCAAAGCUUUUUUUGGCUUACAGAUAUUUUAAAACCACUUUUAAUCUGAAUCGUCUGCUGGAAUGUUUUUUUUUAUAAGAAUGUGCCUUAAAGUGUUGCUUUAAAGAAUCAGAUGUUGGUUUGAAUCCACUAUCAAUUCUAAAUAAAUUCUCUUCUGCUGUC
Molecule: messenger RNA, 6506 nt
Organism: Oryzias latipes (Japanese medaka)
Lineage: Eukaryota; Metazoa; Chordata; Actinopteri; Beloniformes; Adrianichthyidae
Product: kinesin-like protein KIF13B
Biological process (GO): microtubule-based movement
Molecular function (GO): ATP binding; microtubule binding; microtubule motor activity
Source: RefSeq, a predicted model, not a curated record